Messenger RNA from Notodromas monacha, 2826 nucleotides. Lineage: Eukaryota; Metazoa; Arthropoda; Ostracoda; Podocopida; Cyprididae. The record is from the annotation of a GenBank genome assembly.
GACAAAUAUAGAUGUCACUACGAGCGUAGUUCGUUCGGGUAUCAUGACAACGCGUUGUAUGCAUUCAUAAGGCGUCGACUUGGGCGCGCGUUACGAUUAGUUCAACGGAAAUGCUACUGGGCUUUUAGUCGUUAGGAUUGUGGCAGGUGGUUGAGACUUUGAAAUGUCGUCAGAAAAAGGUAUGACACCCAACGUGGACCUACGGAUUAUGAAGUUUGCUGAUGUAUUGAAAGACUGCAUCAGAGUGAUAUUCACUAGAGGCCCGGACGACGAGAAGCUUCAAAAGUUCCAAAACUGGAUCGAUCGAAUGCUGGCUGAAGAGACGGAAGAGCUGCGUAACAAGUUCGGCGGUGUGCUCGAAAAUUAUAGACUUGAAGGGAGGAAGCGUCAGACGGAGCAAGAAGUAUACGACUACAAACCUCUGGGUAUUGUAGCCGUUGAGGCGUUGAAUACCAUGGACGUCUUGAACUCUCGGAAGGGGAAAGCAUCAUCCGAACUCAGGUCGCUGAAAGCGCAGAACACGCAGUUACGGCGAGAACGAACGAAUCUUUUGAGUAGAUUGAAGCCUAAUCCUAAGUCAGGCGUUCAUCUGGAUACUAGCAUGUCGAAGUAUUUAGAAGAGCUGCUUGAGGAGAAGGGGAUGAGAGCCUUGAACCUGCUGCUGUCGGCAGUGAGCAGGCAAAUUAGUUCCAAAUGUCGAAUUGCCUGUUUUGCCAUAUCAUCGUGUCGCCAGAGUCCACACUUCGACCAUUCUGUGCUGUGCUGUGUCAAACUACAUUGUGGGUCCCCGACCCUGCUUUCCACUGCAUCUAGUGCCGAAAAAAAGCCGAGGACUCGUAUGGAGGUUGAAACAAAAGAAUCCGUAAAUGCGUCUGAGCUGCGAUCGUCUUUAAUAUCUCAAAACGUUGGCUUCAGUGAAGGAUAUGCGUGUUACCAAUUGCCAUGUCCUGUGUGCAGCCCACCGAAGCCACAGAGAGAUGCGCUCAUGAACAAAACUACUGGGAAGUGGUUGUGCUUGACUUGCAGAUCAACCGGGAACUGGCGGGACUUCCAGCACCUUAGCCGCCUUCCGAAACAAGAAAUUCGUCAAAGGAAGAUAAAGGCUCUUGCGACAUGCACUAUGACUGAUCAACAACUAGUGAAAGAGCUUGCUGGAAAGCCAUCACUAUCUGAGAUUGACUCAACAAAAUUGAAACUGAUUAAAAAAACUUUCAAGUUGAAUCAAUUGUCUGUGGAAACUUUGAAUCGGUUAGGCUGCGUGUCCGAGGGCUCUUCGAAGCUUCUGUUUCCCGUCCGGGAUAUGAGAGGUGCUUUAGUUGCCAUUCAGACAUUUGUACCUGAUGCAACCUGUGGACUUAAGAUGGAGAAGGUGGUUCCGUCUGGUUCAAUGAUUCCUGUGGGUGCUUGUGAAUCUGCUCAUUUUGGAGGUACAGCUGUCAUCACGAGCAACAUGCUGGAUGCGUUGGUCAUCAGUGAUCAGACUGAUGUCCCAGCCAUUGCGUUGCCUUGUGGAAUGCACCGCCUUCCACAAGAGACCCUGUUCUGGCUUGAAAAUUGGGAAAAACUGGUGAUGUGGUUUGGCACUGACCAGCAGUCAUGGUUGGCAGUACGUGCAUUGGCCAAGAAGCUCGGCGAGUCUCGAUGUUUUUACGUGAACCCUGCCCAGUGGAGCUGGGGUCCGCAUAAAGCACUUAGCAACAAGGGUAAUAUCGCCAGAAUCGUCGAUGAAGCCCGUCCUGUGUCACACAAGGACAUAGCCACUUUUCCCUACUUGAGGGAACAUGUCAAGUCGGAGUUGGCUCUUGUGGACCAGGUGCGAGGAGUGAAAUGGAAGCGUUUUAAGGGCUUGAACAGUAUCCUGCGUGGACAUCGCCGAGGGGAAUUGACUAUCAUAACGGGUCAGACUGGGACUGGGAAGACAACCUUCAUGUCCGAGUACUCCCUGGACUUGUGCAUGUCUGGUGUGUCGACUCUUUGGGGUAGCUUUGAGAUUCAGCCCGUGCGUCUUGCCAAAGUCAUGCUCAUGCAGUAUGCUGGACUGGAUCUAGAAGCACACCUCGCAGAGUUUGACAAGUGGGCAGACAAAUUUGAGAAGUUGCCCCUGUAUUUCACCAUCCUGCACGGAGAAACUGGACUGAGCAAAGUUUUGGAUGCUAUGACACAUGCAGUGUAUAUAAAUGAUAUUCACCAUGUCGUUCUAGAUAACUUGCAGUUCAUGAUUGGCUUGGGUGGAGGAAGUGGCUUUGAUCGGUUUGCUAAACAAGACCAGGCCAUUGCCUCUUUCCGAAAAUUCGCCACUGUGAACAAUUGCCACGUGUCGCUGGUGAUCCACCCACGAAAGGAAGGCUUUGCUGAUGACGACCAGCUGACGGUGGCGUCUAUUUUCGGUGGAGCCAAAGCUAGUCAGGAAGCCGACAAUGUCUUGAUCCUUCAAGACAGAAGCCUGAAAGCUGGAAUGGUUCGAAAGAAAUAUCUGCAAGUGGCGAAGAACAGGUUUUCCGGCGACACGGGAAUUCUGCCGUUGGAGUUUAACAAGGCAUCUCGAAGCUUUGCUGGGCAGACACAAUCAGCAUCUACUAGCGCACCUAACAAGCUCAUAGUCCAAAAAAAGAAAGUAUCCUCUCCUGUAGAGGAGUGACAUAAUUGUCUCAAGUUGAGCUCCGAGUUCCGAUGAAGAUUAUUGACGGGUUGUUGAGACAGUUGCAGAUGGAUUGCGAUUUGCCUGAUUAUAAAAGAGCAAAUAGUUAAGGAAAGAUGUUAUUUUACCAAUGUGAUCAUCAAGCGUAUGAAUGUGUGAAGAACAAACUCGAGUUCAUACAUUUCCAA